Molecule: messenger RNA, 2912 nt
Organism: Carlito syrichta (Philippine tarsier)
Lineage: Eukaryota; Metazoa; Chordata; Mammalia; Primates; Tarsiidae
Gene: MIGA1
Product: mitoguardin 1
Exons: 17
Coding region: 36-1838 (600 amino acids)
Biological process (GO): mitochondrial fusion
Source: RefSeq, a predicted model, not a curated record
GCCGCAGCUCUCGAGUACAGUUUGGAAGAGGAGUCAUGUCAGAAGAAACAGCGAGUGAGUCCCAGCUUUCCUUGAAGGCAGCGGUCCUGAGAGUGUUUGAUCUUCCUGUGUCUUGGUACUGUUCUCUUUCCCAGAUCAAAUUUUCCCCGAUAGCUAAAAAGUUGUUUGUGGUAACUGCAGUGAGUGCUAUAUCUGUAGCUUUUCUGGCCCAUCACUUUAAAAGAAGACGUGGAAAGAAGAAAGGAAAAAUAUUGCCAUGGGAACCAGAGCACCUCAUACUUGAAUACACAAAAAGAGCAGCAUCAGACAAAGGUUCAAGUUGUUCCAGUAGUCGACAGAACUUGACGUUGUCCCUAAGUUCCACCAAAGACAAAGGCUCUCAGUCUUUUCACUUUGCUAACGGAGGACUUUUCAGCAAAUACUCAGGCUCUGUGCAGAGUUUGGGCUCCGUCCAGAGUGUCAACUCUUGUCAUAGCUGUGCUUGUGGCAAUUCUAAUUCCUGGGACAAAGCAGAUGAAGAUGAUGUGAAACUUGUUAAUAUUCCUGUGACCACUCCUGAGAACUUGUAUUUAAUGGGCAUGGAACUGUUUGAAGAGGCGCUGCGGCGAUGGGAACAAGCUCUCUCCUUUCGCAACAGACAGGCGGAAGAUGAAGCCUGUGGCUCCAUUAAACUGGGUGCAGGAGACGCCAUUGCUGAAGAAAGUGUGGAUGACAUCAUUAGCGCUGAGUUUAUCCACAAACUCGAAGCUUUGCUGCAGAGAGCCUACCGUCUGCAGGAGGAGUUUGAAGCCACCCUUGGGGCGUCGGACCCAAGCUCCCUUGCUAAUGAUGUCGAUAAAGACACGGACGUCACCGUGAAGGGGAGUGGGGACGACUUUGGCUUGCGAGACACCUUGAGCGUGGCGUCCACGGACUCCUUCACUUCGGCAGCUGAGCUUGCAGAACACAGAGACGGGCGGCAUGCCUACGGCCUGGAGUCUCUCUGCCACUGCCCUUUCUACGAGGAAGCCAUGCACUUAGUUGAAGAAGGAAAAGUUUACUCAAGAGUCCUGAGGACUGAGAUGUUGGAGUGCCUGGGAGACAGCGAUUUUCUUGCCAAACUUCACUGCAUCCGACAGGCUUUUCAGGUAAUUCUUUCAGAAACAGCCAAUAGGAUAUUCCUUGCUGAGAGCGGAAGGAAAAUUUUAUCAGCUUUGAUUGUGAAAGCACGAAAGAAUCCAAAGAAGUUUGAAGAUGUUUUUGACGAAAUGAUCUACUUUUUAGAGCAGACUGAUCACUGGGAUAGUACUGAAAUGGAACUUGCUGCUAGAGGGGUGAAAAAUCUAAAUUUUUAUGACGUUGUUCUGGAUUUUAUAUUAAUGGAUUCCUUUGAAGAUUUAGAAAACCCACCCACCUCCAUUCAGAAUGUGGUAAACAAUCGCUGGCUGAACGCGUCCUUUAAAGAAACUGCGGUGGCUUCAAGUUGUUGGUCGGUGCUGAGGCAGAAGCAGCAGCAGAUGAAGAUCCCGGAUGGAUUUUUUGCCCAUUUUUAUGCCAUUUGUGAACACAUCAGCCCUGUCCUAGCCUGGGGCUUUUUGGGGCCUAGAAAUUCCCUCUAUGAUUUAUGUUGCUUCUUUAAGAAUCAAGUUCUCUUCUUUCUCAAAGACAUUUUUGACUUUGAGAAGGUGCGCUACUCGAGUCUAGAGGCGCUGGCCGAAGACCUCAUGCAGCUCCUCAGCGGCCGCACCGAGCUUCUGAUGGCCUAUCUCGGGGCGGACGCCCUGAGGCACACGAGUGGCUGCACAGGUAGCCAUGGGCCUGUCGUGUCCAGCGGGCUGCUGGAAGCCAGGGUGCAGUAGGUGGCACAGAAGCGACAGCUCCAUGUGCUAGGAAGUAUGUGAAGAAAGACGUCAUUGUCACCGUGAGCCCUGCCGACUACUUCUUGUGCAGAUCGUUGGAGGGUCUUGAGAUACCCUGGGGAAGUCGUUUUUUAAAUCUUCUUUUCUGGAAGAAAAAAGAUAAAUGUUCAAGUGACAUAUAUUUGUUUUUUGCUUUCUCUAUAUUUUUAUUUCUCUACAUUUCAAUUCAACUAAAGGGUACUUACUUAUUGAAGGUUAACAGUAUGUUUAUUAAAUGUCAAAAUGGAACUAUAUUUUAAAAAAAGAAGCCAAGUUUUCCACACUGUAAGAGUAAGCUCCAAAGAACUUUCUCAUAAAGUAAUAUUCUUUAUUUGUGUCAAUUUACUACGAUUCUAUUAAUUUGUUGAAUUAGCUGACUUAUAAAAGAUAUUCACAAUGUUUUCAUGCCUUAAGAUGUAAUAUUUUCUUUCUUUUUUUUUUUUAAGAUGUAACAUUUUCUACUUAGAUGAUUUCCAAAAAGUGAUUAUUUUCAUUACAAAAGAAUGUCUUAUUUUAUUGUUUCUGUAGGUGCAGGCAAUAGGAAUGCCAAAGUAACAUUUAAUGUACGUCUCUGUGACCUUUCAUAAUCAGAAAUUUUAAAUUAUGUUUAUAGCCCAUUGGCUUUUAUUUUAACAUGACUAUAUCUUCAGAAAUUAUGUGAUGUACAUUUCCAAGUGAUUAUAAGAAUUAGGCUGAAUUCAAAUCUUUUGGUUUUUGCUUGGAUUAAUUACAUCAAGAAAUGCAUAUGUGAGACUUAAGAGUUGAUAUAAUCUGUGAUUAAUGGACAUCCCUGCCUUGUUUCUAAUGAUUAUGUUAUUGGGUUGUUUAGUUUGGGAACAAUCAUGUAUUAGCUGCACUUGGCUGCUCUCAGUGUGUCUAUUCCCUAAAUGUGAAGACUGCACUCAUUAAUUUGUAUAAAAGUAAAACACUACAGUAGCAGAAAAAAAGAGCACAGACUUUUAGCCAAAAUAAGCACUGCGACGUGGAUGUAUUUCUAUUACUGCGAAAUAAAAAAGUGAUGGCACAUCUUGCUGA